Molecule: messenger RNA, 246 nt
Organism: Cinara cedri
Lineage: Eukaryota; Metazoa; Arthropoda; Insecta; Hemiptera; Aphididae
Source: the annotation of a GenBank genome assembly
AUGACCACUGUGCCCCAUCCACCCUAUUCACCCGACCUGACUCCCUGCGACUUCUUUUUAUUCCCCAGAAUGAAAAGGAACGUGAAAGGAAAGCGUUUCGCGGACAUUGAUGAAGUUAAAAAAAAAAAAUUGACGGAGGCGUUGGCAGGCAUCUUAAAAAAUGAGUUUAAAAAGUGCUUCAAAAAUUGGAACAAAAGAUUGGACAAGUGCAUUAACUCCAACGGAGAGUACUUUAAAGGAGAUUAA